This is a messenger RNA of Eucalyptus grandis, 3183 nucleotides long. Its product is annotated as protein GRIP. Lineage: Eukaryota; Viridiplantae; Streptophyta; Magnoliopsida; Myrtales; Myrtaceae. Gene Ontology annotation, biological process: reciprocal meiotic recombination. The coding region runs from base 485 to 2887 and encodes 800 amino acids. The record is from RefSeq and is a predicted model, not a curated record. The transcript is spliced from 22 exons.
GCAAUUCUAUUCGUACUUCAUCGUCCUCUUCCCUUGUCUGCUUCUCCUUAAAGCAUACACACAUCGCCGGGAAGAUACAGAGCCGCUCGAAACGGCGCGGUUUGGACUCUCCCCGGCACCCGGCAGCCCGGAGCGCGCUCGGACGCGGGAGAUCUGAUCGGUCGGAGGAACCGAUCUCGAAUCUCGAACCCCCGGAGCCCCGCAAGUUCCCGAAUUUCGGAGAUUCGCCGGUAAGUCGGGCGAGAAAGAUUCGAGCUUUGUCGGAUUCCCAUCCGCAUCGGAGAGUACGGAAUUACUUGUCCCGGGGGCAAUGACAUUAGGCUGCGGAAUGGGUGGUUUACUCGGUAAAGAUAUUGGAUGAGCCUGCCCAUACAUUCGUUGUUUAGAUUGGUUCAUUCCACGAGGCGCGUGGUGAUACACAAGAAGGGGUACAUCAAAUUUGGGUGGAGGACACGUUGAUUGUCAGGGGCAUUAGAGCAUUAGAAUGUCUGCAGAGGGAGGUGAGGUUGCUGCAAUGCGGGAAAGUAACAUUGAAGAUUCUUUGGAGACAGGGAAUCACAUGAAUGACACUAGCCUUAGAAGCAAUGGGCUUCCUGCGAAGGAGAAUGGAUCGUGUGAAAACAUCCCGCAUUACGGUGAUAGCCAUGAUGAGCUUGUGCAGAUGGUUACUGAACUCAAGCUUCAAAAUGAGUUCUUGAAGUCUCAUUUUGAGGGUCUAAAAGAUCUUCACUUGGAAGAGAUUAGAUCUCAACAACGAACAGAAGUGGGCAGGCAGGAAGGCGAAGAUGUGAAGAGACUCAAUGAGAGAAUAGAAUCUCUGGAGAGAGAACUACUGCAGGAGAAGCAAACACGAGGUGCAGCAGAGGAGGCUCUGAAGCAUCUUCAAGUAGCACAUUCAGAGGCAGAUGCACGAGCCCAGGAGCUCUCAGCCAGGCUUGCUGAAGCUCAACAGAAGAUGGAUCAAGAAAUAAAAGAGAGGGAAGAGAAGUACUCUGAACUCGAUUCCAAAUUUAGCAGACUUCAUAAAAGGGCCAAACAGCGUAUUCAAGAGGUUCAAAAGGAGAAGGAUGACCUUGAAGCUCGUUUCCAUGAAGUAAAUGAAAUAGCUGAACGAGCUUCAUCCCAACAGUUAGCAUUACAACAAGAGGUGGAUCGGACUCGUCAACAAGCAAAUGAAGCAAUGAAGGCAAUUGAUGCUGAGAGGCAGCAAUUAAGAAGCACAUGCAAUAAACUUCGAGACGACAAUGAGGAAUUGCGGCGAUCUUUGCAACCUAAAGAUCUUGCCCUUGAGUCAAUGCAACAGUCCCUUCUUGAGAAAGAGCAGAUGUUGGAAGACCUGCGAAAUUUGCUAAAAUCUGCAGAAGAGAAGAGGCAAGCUUCUCUAUCUGAACUCACCGCCAAACAUCAGAAGAGCAUAGAGAAUUUGGAGUCCCAACUAGUUGAUGCAGCCUCUGAUAGAAGCAAAGCAACCGAAAUGAUAUCUUCACUUCAGGUCCUACUUGCAGAAAAAGAAUCUGAGAUUGCAGAGCUUGAUGCAGCUUCAACUGGUGAAGCGGCAAGACUUAGAGCCGCAAUGGAAUCUGUUAAAGGAGAGGUUGCACAUUUGAAACGUGAGCAUGAUAAGGAAAAGGAAAGCUGGGAAGCUGCUUCUCAGGCACUUAAAGCAAAGCUUGAGGUGGCUGAGAGCAACUGCAUUCAUGCUGAAGUUGAAGUGGCUAAGUUAAAAAGUCAGCUGGAGUUAGAAGCAUCUUCACAUGUGAAGUUAUUGAAUGCUAGAGAUGCUGAACUAGCAGCUGUCAAAGAAGAGAUCCAUCGCCUGCAAAGUGAAUUUUCUUCCUAUAAGGCUCGUGCCCAUGCACUUCUUCAGAAAAAGGAUGCUGAACUUGCUUCAGCUAAGGAUUCUGAAGAAGUUAAAGCUCUUGAGGAAGCACUUAAGGAAACUGAAAAGGAAGCCCUACAGGCAUCUGCAGAAAGGGAUAAGGCCAUCCAAGAUCUUCAGGCUGCUUUAGCUAAUCAUGUUAAAGAACUCAAGGAAAGAGAUGCAGCUCUUAAUACUGCCACGCAGCAGAUGAAGACCAUUGAAAUGAACCUUGACUCUAUGAAUGCUCGGCAUCAAAAAGAUAAAGAAGCAUGGGAACUAGAUCUUAAAAACUUGGAAGAAACGUGGCGAAAUAGGUGUGAGGCACUAAAAGCUGAAAAGGAGGCAGAUUUGGGGAAAGAUAUAAAGCCAGAAUUAGAUGAGCUUAAAUCUCGCUACAAAAGAUUGAAGGAGGAGCAUGAUUCAUUUAGAGAUCUAGCUGAUAGAAUGAUUGAGGAGAAGGACAAUGAAAUUUCCAGGUUGUUUGAUGAUAAUAAGAAUCUUCAACGAUCUCUGGAAUCAAGACCACUGUCAAAAAAUUUUCAGGCUGAGAACAACGAUUAUUACACUGCAGCCUCGCAGAAACAGGAAAUACCAAACUCAGCUAGCUCAGCAGCUGACCAGCAAAUUCUGCUUUUGGCAAGGCAACAAGCUCAAAGAGAGGAAGAAUUGGCUCAGUCUCAGAGGCAUAUUUUGGCUCUUCAAGAAGAAAUUGACGAGCUUGAGCGUGAAAAUCGUCUUCACAGUCAACAGGAGGCCAUACUGAAGGAAGAGCUUCGCAACAUGGAAAGGAUGCAGAAGAGGGAAGGGGUAGAUAUGACAUAUUUAAAAAAUGUUAUCCUGAAGCUUCUUGAAACAGGUGAGGUUGAGGCCCUGUUACCAGUGGUCGCUAUGCUGCUUCAGUUCAGUCCAGAAGAGAUGCAGAAAUGUCAACAAGCUUACCGUGCUGCUACGGAUGUCCCUCCAACUCCACCAAAUGAUACUUCAGGAUCUCCUCUGUCGCUUCUCUCAAGAUUCUCAUUUUCAUAGUGGCAAAGAGUAAGACAAGACCAGGAAUUCUUUUGUUAAUUGACCAGAGUCUGCAAUCACAUUCCAGCUGCAAAGUUGCGAAUGCAUGUGUUGGUGCUUAGAAGGUGGUCUGCGGUUCUGUAAAACUUGUUUCUUUUAACAUCAACAUUAUCAGGCGAAGUGCGGAGAUAUUGUAAAGAACAUACAGAGGAGAGAAUGUAUACUAGACCAAGAGGCAGAGGAUACACACAUUAGCAAAUCCACUGUAAUUGCUUUGAUUAUUGUGAAGGAAAAAGGAAGCAGCUGUUUACUUGUUA